Molecule: messenger RNA, 2422 nt
Organism: Drosophila sulfurigaster albostrigata
Lineage: Eukaryota; Metazoa; Arthropoda; Insecta; Diptera; Drosophilidae
Product: G-patch domain and KOW motifs-containing protein
Exons: 3
Coding region: 149-1750 (533 amino acids)
Biological process (GO): mRNA splicing, via spliceosome
Cellular component (GO): spliceosomal complex
Source: RefSeq, a predicted model, not a curated record
GCUACAAAAACGCAAAAUGAGUAAUCUUUUAUCGAAAAGCUAUCGUUAUCGAUGCGCGGAUUGGUAACACUUACAAAACAGCUGUUGCGCUUUUUGUUUAUAAACGUUUUCUUGCGGCAUUUUGGUGGGUGAUAAAAAACACUGUGCUAUGGAUGCCAAAAAGAUAUCCUUUGGCUUUAGCAAAGUGGCUAAAAAGCCCAGCAUUUUGCCACCCAAGGUAGCAAAAGAAGAAAACAAAGUCGAGCUUAUCAAAUGCCUCGAAGGCAAAGAAAUCAAACUUGUCGCUGAAAAGCAUGAAGAGGCGCCACUAAUCAUUCAAAUGGCCACCAAUCAAAAAACUUCCACAGCGCUGGCCAGUCUAAUGAAAAGACGAGCAGUGCUGCUGGGCGAAGAUGAUGGAGAACCCGAGGAGACGACCGCAGAGCCACAAUCAAUAGCCGAGGUCACCGCAAAUAACGACAUCAGUAAUUUGGAGCAACGUGCUGCACGUGAACUUCUGGCGGCCGCACAGAGUAAUGGCAGUGAAAUAGUAGAGGGUGAAAAGCUUGUAUUACCUGCAUUGAAAGCCGAUGAAUUACCACUUGACGGUGCCAAGGAGUCGACUAUAGAUGAUUAUGAUUCUAUACCCAUACAGCAAUUUGGUUUGGCCAUGUUGCGCGGUAUGGGCUGGAAGGAUCCGCCUCCUAAAAAGAAAGGUGCUGCGCCGGUAGACGAUGCUCCAUUUAUGCGACCCAAAGGCAUGGGAUUGGGUGCAGAUAAAGCACUCAAAUCGAAGGCACUUCUGGUACAGCCUGAGAGAAACGAGGUGUUGGAAAUUAAGAAGCAAGCUUACGUACGUAUCUUGGGUGGAAAGCUGAAGGAUCAGUAUGGGCAAAUUGAAGGUUUCGACGAUCAUGCUGGUCGGGUGAUUGUCAAAAUGGCAAUCGGAGGCGCCAAGGAGGCGUUCAAUGAGUUUCUCUGCCAGCCCGUGUCGCGCAAGGAGUAUUCACAGUACGGCAAAUGCAUAAAUUCGGCAAAGUAUGAAGAGUUUAAGAAGCAAGAAAAUGAGCACGGUCAAAUUAUUGUAAAACGCGAGAAAUCCACGGAAAGGAAAGACAUUCAAAGAGCAGAACACAGGGACAGAUAUCGUGAGCAGGACCGUAAACCGUACAAAACAAAGGAGGAAGAUCGAUCGCAUAGAUCAAGGGAUGAAGACCACAAAUCUUAUAGAUCAAGGGAUGAAGAUCGCAAGCCGCACAAAAGCGAGCAUCGCAGCAUUAAGACCGAGGAUCGUCGAGCUGACAGCAGAGAUUACAAAGAUGAAUGCAACAGUUACAGACAAGACGAACGCAAAGCCUACAAGACCGAAGAACGACGAAGAGACGACAUAAGUGGCAGCAGCAGCAGUCGUUACCGUCAAGAUUCACGUAGCAACAGUUGCACUUCCAAAACGAGUAGCCGGCGACGACAGCAAAGCACCUCAGAUGAUGCAGACGAUACUGGCGAGUCAACGGAAAGCGAUUCUGAUUCAGCAUACGAGCGCAAGGACAAGAAAAAGUCGAAAAGUGGUAAAUCUAAAAAGAAAUCAAAGAAGUCAAAAAGUAAAUCCCACCGUCAUCGUCAUUCAAGUGACUCCCAAGAUGACAGUGAUUCUAGCCUAGAUGAGCGUUCGCGACGUCGUCAUUCCAGCAAGCAUAAAAAGAAGACCAAGAAGAGCAAGCAUGCGCGCUCUCGUACUCGCUCCAGAUCUCGCGAAGGGCGUGGCAGAUAGUACAAAGAGCAUUUAGUUUACUUCAAUUGAAAACUUUAUUUAAAUAUGUUGGUAUCGAUCGAUCGGUUGACGACGCCUAAGCUUUUGUAUACUUAUGCGGGAUUAUCAUUAAAUUUCAUCUAACUCACAAAAAUUAAUCACAAAUUUGUCUUUUUUCUUGUUCUUUGAGAUUCUUAGGGUCCCAUACUACACACACAAUAUGUUAUAUUAUAAGACGUAUAGGAAUUGAAAAUAUCUUAUGUUUAAAAGUCAUGGUUUUACAACAAAGUUGAUUGGGUGAGUGGUUAAUGAUAAUACUUUCAAUAUAUGCGCAUAUAGUAUACUUUGCUUUCAUUUAAGAUGAUUACUAAAUGUAAUUGUUAUGAAUAUAGUAAUGGCAAGUUGAUGACUUAGUUAUUUAUAUAUGUUUCUUUCUUUUUUUUUUGGUCAAAUGUGGUGAAUGCGUGGUUUUGUGGUUGUAUUACAUAUUUAAAAAUGCGUAAGGUAUAAUGCCAUAAAUUUACUGCAGCUUUUUCUUGCCAUAUUGGAUUUUAUCAUUGACUAUUUUGGAAGCCUUCUGUAUGAUGGAUUUGAACACGUCCUUUUCAUUCAGGCCGGGCCACAAGGCAACGAGUACAGUGGCGCAAUACAUGAGCAACAGAUUGUUGAUGAUAGCACCAAUCCAGGCCAAAA